CCUGGGCGUCCUCACCACCGCUCGGAGCUCUUCCUGGUCCCCCAGGGCAGGAGCCGGCCACAGGCCAAGGGCAGCGAGUCGGCGCCAAGGGCCUGGCCUUGGCCGAGGUCUCCUCCGGCCUGAGCGGGCAGCGGGCAGCGCCAGGAUGGACUUCGGGUCUCUGGAGACCGUGGUGGCCAACUCUGCCUUCAUCGCUGCCCGGGGCAGCUUUGAUGGGAGCAGCGGCCCGUCUUCCAGGGACAGGAAGUACCGGGCCAAGCUCCGGCUGCCCCCGCUGUCCAAGUGCGAGGGCCUCCGGGACAGCCUCGACCUGGACUUCCAGAGCGUGUGCCGGGAGCAGCCCAUCGGCAGGCGGCUCUUCCAGCAGUUUCUCAGGGCUGACCAGAGGCACGAGCCGGCUGUGGGCCUCUGGCUGGACAUCGAGGACUACGACACGGUGGAUGGUGACCUGCGGCCGCAGAAGGCACAGAGCGUCGUGGCCACGUACCUGGACCCCCAGGCCAAGCUCUUCUGCAGCUUUCUGGAUGAGGGGACCAUGUCGAAGGUGAAGGGCGGGGCCGUGGGGGGCCAGGAGGGGCUGUUGCAGCCGCUGCUGCAGGCCACGCUGGAGCACCUGAGCGGGGCGCCCUUCCGGGAGUUCCUGGACAGCCUGCACUUCCGGAGGUUCCUGCAGUGGAAGUGGCUGGAGGCCCAGCCUGUCGGGGAGGACUGGUUCCUGGACUUCAGGGUCCUGGGGAAGGGGGGCUUUGGGGAGGUGUCUGCCUGCCAGAUGAAGGCCACCGGCAAGAUGUACGCCUGCAAGAAGCUCAACAAGAAGCGUCUGAAGAAGAGGAAGGGGUACCAGGGCGCCAUGGUGGAGAAGACCAUCCUGACCAAAGUGCACAGCAGGUUCAUCGUCUCUCUGGCCUAUGCUUUCGAGACCAAGACUGACCUCUGCCUAGUGAUGACCAUCAUGAGUGGAGGUGAUGUAAGGUACCACAUCUACAGCGUGGACGAGGAGAGUCCCGGCCUCCCGGAGCCACGCGCCACCUUCUAUGCGGCCCAGAUGCUGAGCGGCCUGGAGCACCUGCACCAGAGACGGAUCGUCUACCGCGACCUCAAACCCGAGAACGUGCUGCUGGACGAUGGGGGCAACGUCCGCAUCUCGGACCUGGGGCUGGCCGUGGAGCUGCCGGAGGGGCAGAGCAAGACCAGGGGCUACGCAGGGACGCCAGGCUUCAUGGCCCCGGAGCUCCUGCGCGGCGAGGAGUACGACUUCUCUGUGGACUACUUCGCCCUGGGGGCCACCCUGUAUGAGAUGAUCGCGGCUCGAGGUCCCUUCCGAGCCCGAGGAGAGAAGGUGGAGAACCAGGAGCUCAAGCAGCGUGUCCUCUCGGAGCCCGUGGCUUACUCAGACAAGUUCGGCCAGGCCAGCAGGGACUUCUGUGAGGCGCUGCUGGAGAAGGACCCGGAGAAGCGCCUGGGCUGGAGAGACGGCUCCUGCGACGGGCUGCGGGCCCACGCCCUUUUCAAAGACAUCAGCUGGAGGCAGCUAGAGGCCGGAAUGCUGACUCCUCCCUUCAUCCCCGACUCCAGAACUGUCUAUGCCAAGAGCAUCCAGGACGUGGGAGCCUUUUCCACCGUCAAGGGUGUGGCCUUUGACAACGCAGACUCGGAAUUCUUCCAGGAGUUCGCUUCGGGCAACUGUCCGGUUCCCUGGCAGGAGGAGAUGAUCGAGACGGGCGUCUUCGCGGAGCUGAACGUGUGGCGCCCUGACGGGCAGAUGCCGGACGACAUGAAGGGAGUCUCCGUGGGGGAGGCGGCUCCCGUGUCCAAGUCAGGACUGUGUCUGGUCUCCUAGCCACGUUCCGGAAGGAGCAGCUCUGGGUGCACAUGCAGACCUCUGGGUCAGCCCGUGGCCCCCAACGGCGGGCACCAGCUCCCUUCCCCCUCCAGACCCCUCAAGGACGAGAAGCCUGCCCAGCCCAGGAGCCCCGGGCCACCAAUGGGGUCGUCCACCUUCUCGUCUUAUUUCACUCAAAAGAGGCAGGAAAACAUUCCAGGUGCCAUAAGGCAGCGACAGACGGGCCCAAGGCCAUGCAGAGAUGCACGAGGGGACCGCCCUUCCGGGCAGCGCUGGCCAAGGUGCAGUCAGAAGCCGGGGGCAGCGUGGGUCUCCUGGGCCGUUGCUAACACCCCAGCCCAGGUCCCUCAGGAGGAGGCCAGCUCUCAGUGAGAUGAGGGCUGGCAGACCAUAGCUGCAAGCUGCAAGAGGCUGGACUCUGGGAUGGUCCCGGACUCCGGACUGGCCCUGCUCCCAGCCACCGCACUCCAGGGACUCGCACUCGGGGACACUAAGUCUGUGGGAGUGGAAAUGGUGGGACUUCCCUGGGCUUAGCUGGGAAUCACUGCCUCCAUGAAGUGGCAGGGAAGCUGCCUCAGGGGCCAGCACCACUGGUGGUGGACACUGUGUCCUAUUUCAUGUCCUCUGUCACCACCUGGGGUGGACAUCUGUGUUCUCAUUAACACCACCUGUGGUAUAGUUGUGUAGAUACCUCCUCCGUCCACAGCAUGUGUGGUGGACGCCCAUCUCCUCUAUCACCACCUGUGGUGGACGCCAUCUCCUUAGUUCAUAGCAUCUGUGGUGGACGCCACCUCCGUGGCCCACAGAACCUGUGGUGGACACCAUCUCUCAGUCCACAGCACCUGUGGUGGACACCCAUCUCCUCUGUCACCACCUGUGGUGGAUGCUGUCUCCUUGUGUUGAGAGCCACAGCCAAAGGGGCCCCAGCAAACUUCCAGCUGCCGGCUGAUGAUUGGCUCACAGUGGCCCCAGCAACAUCUAACUGAUUGGCUCCUCUGCGGUGAUGCUCAUUGGGCUGU
Molecule: messenger RNA, 2862 nt
Organism: Ictidomys tridecemlineatus (thirteen-lined ground squirrel)
Lineage: Eukaryota; Metazoa; Chordata; Mammalia; Rodentia; Sciuridae
Gene: Grk1
Product: G protein-coupled receptor kinase 1
Biological process (GO): regulation of opsin-mediated signaling pathway; protein phosphorylation; visual perception
Cellular component (GO): cytoplasm
Molecular function (GO): ATP binding; rhodopsin kinase activity
Source: RefSeq, a predicted model, not a curated record